This is a messenger RNA of Paramecium octaurelia, 1876 nucleotides long. The record is from the annotation of a GenBank genome assembly. Lineage: Eukaryota; Ciliophora; Oligohymenophorea; Peniculida; Parameciidae.
AUGAGUGAUUAAUUAUACUGCGUUGAUGAGAGAUGCAAUCUAUCAGAGAAAUUAAUAACUAAUUGGACCAAUUUCCUUUAGCAUCAAGAAUUAGAACACAAAAUGUUAACGAUUAAUUAAUUUAAAACAUAUUUGAUUGAAAAAAAAUCUACAAAUGCAGCCUAGUAAUAAAAUGAUUAGAGGAAAUUUCAAUGCAUUUCUUUAGCAAAAGAUAAAUUAGAUGUUUUAUUUGAUUCAAUUUAAAGGAGAAUCCAACAACUUGUCAAAUAGGAACUUGAAGAAAUAUUUUAGUAAACUAUAAUUUUAUUUAGAUUGUGUUUAAAAGACUUAGAAUUACAAAUAUAAAAUUGUAUUGUAAACGAUAAUAUUGAAUUGGAUCAUUUUGAAACUUACUUCUAAUUUGAAGGAUAUCAAACUAAAUGUUUGAAUUUUUACAACAAUAAUAUCUAUAAUGAAGUUGAAGACAUAAUUAAUUAAUUUUGUAGAUCAAAGGAUAUUUAGUUUGAACGUAUUUUUGGCUCCCUAACAUAAUCAUUUUCUUAUCAAAAAUAUAUGCUAUAGUAAAUUGAGAAACCCACAACUUAAAAUUAAAAGAAAAUCAAGGAAAAUCAAGUUGACCUACCAACCUCAUUAGGAAAUAAAUAGGGUGGGUAAAUAUAUUAAGAGUAUUAUUAAUAUAAGGAAGAAAAUUCGUAAUCUAAAUCUUUACAUCCCACAACUCUAUAAGGAUAUAAUUAAGUUGAGAAAUCGAAAAUAGACUAUUUUUAGAAUUAGGAAUAUGCUCAAUAAUCUAAAUCUGAAGUUCUCCUUCCUUUAAAAGGAUAUAAAUAAGUAGAGAAAAUUUAAUAAGAUUAUUAUUAAUUUAAUGAAUAUGCUUAAGAAUCUAAACAAGAGCGUCCUAUGAAUUAAUAAGGACUUAAUUAAGUUAAUAAAUCGUAGUAAGAUUAUAUAUAAAAUAAAAAUUCCUAUGAAUAGACGUCAGAAAAUCUCCCUCCUUUAAAAGGGUAUAAAUAAAUUGAAUAAACGCAAAAUGAGUAUUUUUCGUAUAAGGAAUAUCAAUAAGAGGCUAAAUCAUAGCCUCUCAAUUAAUUCUAAGGAUUCAAUUAAGCGGAGAAAAUACAAUAAAAUUAUUAUUAAAGCAAGGAAAUUUCUCAAGAAUCCAAACCUGAAUCAAAAUUAAUAAAGAACCAAGUCAUAAUUUCUGAAGUAAAACCUCAAGCUAAUGAUUAAAAGCCAAAAAAAAAAUUGAAAUUAAGCUAGCCUCAACAUAUAUAAAUCAAAAAUUUAGAUAGUGAAAAAGUAGCCUAAUUACCACAAUUCAAUGAAAUUAAUGGAAAGUAGGUAUUAUUUUCAGUCUAAUUUAUGAAUGGAUAAGUAGAAUUAUUAGAUAAUUUCAAAACUGCCAAAUCAAAAUCUGGAUUUAUUUUAUUUGAUGGUUUCUUUAAGAAAACUACAAAUUUUAAAGUAGAGAUACUCAUUUAAGAAUAUGAUAAAUAAUCAGUAUUAAUCACUUAUAAAAUUAUAGGAGAUAGAAAUAGGUUUAAUUGAUUGGAAUAAGUUUAAACUACCAAGAGAAAUAGGAAAACCUCAAAAAGGAGUCCAUAGUCUAAAUAGUCAAGGAAGUAAAUUUAAAUUCUUAAUAUAAGUUGCUUUUAAAGAUGGAAAAUAAAAAAACAAGCAAAAAUAUCUUAAUGUUUUUAAACAUAAAGCAAGUCUGAAAAUAAUCAUAGGCAAUAAUAACUUAGAAAUUGGUAUUGGAAUGAUGAAGGUAAAAAAUUUUACUAUAAUAUAGGUUGGAUUCCAACUUUCUGAAUUGAAUGGGAAUCUAUCACUAUUUGCAUGCUUAGUAAACGCAUAAAUUAAAAUAUUCCCUUGA